This is a messenger RNA of Colletotrichum spaethianum, 1092 nucleotides long. Its product is annotated as FAD-dependent monooxygenase sorC. Gene Ontology annotation, biological process: secondary metabolite biosynthetic process. The record is from RefSeq and is a predicted model, not a curated record. Bases 1 to 1092 code for a protein of 363 amino acids. NCBI's taxonomy places the organism in Eukaryota, Fungi, Ascomycota, Sordariomycetes, Glomerellales, Glomerellaceae. Gene Ontology annotation, molecular function: FAD binding. The transcript is spliced from 3 exons.
AUGUCGUCCACAAAAAAAAGCUUCGAAGUUGCCAUCGUGGGCGGCGGCAUAGCCGGAAUGAUUCUCGCGAUCUCCCUUAUCAAACGAAAUGUGCCAUGUAUCAUCUACGAGAAGGCACAUGCGUUCACUGAGCAAGGCGUCGGUUUGGGCAUGACUCCAAAUGCAGUGCGCGCCAUGCAGUUUUGCGAUCCUGCGGUUAGAGAAGCCUUCGAGAAGGUGACUGAGCCUCCAUUUCAAUGGGAUUUUCUCGACGGCACAAAUGAGACGAACGACAGUAUCACCCGAUUUUCUCUCGGUAAUACAACCAUAGGACUGAGGGGCUGUCACCGCGGGCAGUUUCUUAGGGGAUUGGUUGAGCUGGUCCCUGAGAGCAUGAUACGGUUCAAGAAACAGCUAGAACGGGUUGAAGAACAUCAGGGAGCCUCCGGAAAGUUAACUUUGGUCUUUAGCGAUGGUACCACAGCCGAAACGGAUGCGGUCAUCGGUUGUGAUGGGAUCAAGUCCCAUACCCGUGGCAUCGUUGUCGGACACGACCACCCGUCUGUGAAGUGUACUUACUCUCAAAAAUACGCCUAUCGGGGACUUAUCCCUAUGUCACAAGCUAUAGAGAUUCUAGGCCCGGAGAGAGCGAAGGCGUCCGGCCAGUGGGUUAUUCAGGCACUCAAGGGCCUCGACCGAUGGGGACAAUUCGAUCUUGGCGACCACCCUCCUCCAACAUAUGCCAAAGGCCGCAUCUGCCUCCUUGGUGAUGCAGCUCAUGCCACUACACCACAUCAAGGCGCUGGGGGAGGCAUCUGUAUAGAAGACGCCGCAGUUAUGGCAUCGCUUCUGGCAGAAGAUGGAGUGCGAUGCAGCGCUGAUCUUGAAGCUGCGUUUGCUACAUUCGACGAACAUCGUCGGGAACGGGGUGAGUGGCUUAUCAAGAGCAGCAGGCGAGCUGGCGAGCUGUAUCAGCUUCAAUCUGAGCACGGAAAAGACUUUCAAAAGUUAGAAGCAGAAAUCCAGGUGACUUCUAAGAAGAUGUGGAAUUUUGAUAUCGAGUUGAAUAUUCAGAAAGCAGUAAGGGAUUUAAACAAACGACUUACUGCAUAA